This is a messenger RNA of Vombatus ursinus (common wombat), 684 nucleotides long. RefSeq names its product olfactory receptor 15-like. Gene Ontology annotation, cellular component: membrane. The record is from RefSeq and is a predicted model, not a curated record. The annotation marks the transcript as partial. The transcript has a single exon. NCBI's taxonomy places the organism in Eukaryota, Metazoa, Chordata, Mammalia, Diprotodontia, Vombatidae. Gene Ontology annotation, molecular function: G protein-coupled receptor activity; olfactory receptor activity. Gene Ontology annotation, biological process: G protein-coupled receptor signaling pathway.
UGGGGCCCAGAUAAAACCAUCAGCUAUGGUGGCUGUAUAAUCCAGCUAUACAUCUUCCUCUGGCUGGGUGCCACUGAGGGCAUCCUAUUGGUUGUGAUGGCAUUUGAUCGCUUUGUAGCUGUCUGCCGGCCCCUACACUACAUGACCAUCAUGAACCCUCGAGUUUGCUGGAAACUAGCUGCUACUGCCUGGCUAGCUGGCCUGGGAAAUUCCCUAACUCAGUCAACAUUCACUCUGCAGCUCCCAUUUUGUGGACACCAGGCAGUGGAUGGUUUCCUCUGUGAAGUACCAGCUCUAAUCAAAUUGGCCUGUGGUGACACAAGCCUCAAUGAGGCUGUACUCAAUGGUGUCUGUGCCUUCUUCACUGCAGUGCCCCUGAGCACCAUCCUCAUCUCCUAUGGUUACAUUGUCCGGGCUGUCUUGAAGAUUCCCUCAGCUGAAGGCCGGCGUAAGGCCUUCAAUACUUGUGGCUCCCAUCUGAUAGUAGUAUUCCUCCUCUAUGGCUCAGCUAUUUAUGCCUACCUCCUGCCAGCCAAGAGUAGUUCCCAAGACCAAGGCAAAUUUAUAACUUUGUUUUAUUCAGUAGUCACGCCCAUGGUGAAUCCCUUAAUCUACACCCUGAGGAACAAGGAGGUGAAGGGGGCACUCAGGAAAUUGUUGGCAAAAUGGAGGGAGAAAUGGUGA